AUGUUGCGUCAUGUAAUGGUAAUUGUUACAGUAGAAUCAGUUCCGUCAACGAUAUCGCCACAAGCAGCAACAGCAACCCAAACAAGAAGUCAGCUGAUUUCAUCGACGACAGCAAAAUCAGGCAAAUUGAAUGUUACCACAAUGGAAGUGGAUAACGAUAGUAACGCAGACUUGAAUGUUAAUCGUAACAAGUCAUCAUUGAUUAAUGGUAAUAAGAUAGCGACAAGUCGUCGGCUGAGAACGAACUCAAAACUGGAAGAUGCCUGUAAGCAGCGAGUUGCAAUCCUCGAUUUCGGUGCACAGUUUGGAAAGGUAAUCGAUCGUCGAAUACGUGAAAAGAAUGUGAUGAGUGAAAUGUUACCGUUGGAUACGAAAGCAAGUGAUUUGAUAUCGAAAGGAUAUUAU
Messenger RNA from Anisakis simplex (herring worm), 405 nucleotides. NCBI's taxonomy places the organism in Eukaryota, Metazoa, Nematoda, Chromadorea, Rhabditida, Anisakidae. The record is from the annotation of a GenBank genome assembly.